GGGCCUGGAGAGCAGGGCUACAGGUUAGACCAUCGGUGACCCCUCUUUCUCCCAGCUUCUAGUACAGGCCUGGCCUGCCCUUGGGAAACCUCCAGAACCUUCUCCGCCCGGUUAACAGAUGUGCCCCCCCCCGCCCCCCCAAUCCCAGCCAUCCCCAUCCCGGCGCACACGUUUCCCCUCCUAUUUCCCCACCUGGUUACCUCUCCAAACCCCUUCCGUUGGAGCAGAGUGACCACAGACCCCUGCUCCGUCCCUGCUUCCGGCAGAAGCGUCACACCCUUGACAGUAGGGCCAUGAGCUCAACCCACUUGGAGCGCCUUCCUGCCCACACCCUGGGGGGUCCCCCUGCCAUCUGGUCACUGUCCUCUGAGGUCACUCCCACGAAACAGGGGGGCUUCUGGCAAAGCAGCUCUCUGCCUGGGAUUUUGGGGCCUAGAACCUUCCAAAGCCUUCGUCCCCUCCCUAGACAGCGCCCGAGGUCUGGAUGGACACUGAGCACAAGGGAAGUGUGACCACGCCAGAAACGCAGACACCUGCGGGCCCCCACGGCACCAAGGGGAUCCCACAUAGGGGGGCUCCUGGAGGGGGGCCGUGGCCUGAGUCCUGAGGUGGAGCAGGGCUGCAGGGUCGGCCCAGUGGCUCCCCCGGGGCUGCGGAGGCCCCAAACCGAGAGCCUUGGAGACAACACAAGAGGGUGAGUGCGUGGGACCCCCCCCCCCCCCCCCACUGGGGCCAACGACUUGAGCAAGAAUAGCUCUCAUGUCAGGGCAGGUAUCCCAGGGGAUUAUUUCAUUCUUGCCAUCAUGGCCAUAACCCGACGGAUGCGGGGACUGAAGAUUUGUGUCACCCCGUGUCACUGCCGAAACAGGUACGGGUCACCGUCAAAAGGUUGUAUGUGGCCUGGCCACUUAGCGAACCGUGCGUUGGCCCCUCCUUGCGACCCACCAGUUUCACUCUUACGUGUGCACGCAACAUGUUCCCCGAAGGACACGGACCAGAAUGUUCCUAACGGCUUCGGUCACGAUGGCAAAAGGGGGGAAACGGCGCAAACGUUGGACAACAGGGCCGCGGAGAGACAGGCAGCGGGAAGUGCGCGCGUCAGAACACCGCGACGCCGCGACGGCGCCACUCAGAAGGCGCUGCUGUCUACACUGCGGCGUGGCUGGGCUCCACGGGCAGCACGACAGGCUCAAGGAACCCAAAGUGGAUGACCCACUUCUGCCAAGUUCAGGAAUGGGUGCCACCAGUCUCUACAGGGCAGAGGCCAGAAGAUGGUUACUUCUUGGGGGGGGGGUGGGGAAUGAUCGAGGGUGCUGGCCACGUUCUAGAUCUUUACCUGGGUGGUGGUUACAGGGGUGGUGCGGAGGGGAAAACCCAUCACCCUGCUCGUUUUUAGUGUUCUUCGUAUACACACAUGUGGGUACAUAACAAAGUUAUGUGUAAUGCAAAUUAUAUGACAAGUACAAGGCACCUAUUUCCCAUCACCGCACCUGUUCUCUGUGGCCCCUGGGCCAAACCCUGCCUGCAGCCUGCUUUUGUGCAGCCCUCCAGCUACUGUAAACAGAAAAGAAUAUGCCAGGGGUGCCUGGGUGGCUCAGUAGGUUAAGCGUCUGACUCUUGAUCUCGGCUCCGGUCAUGAGCUCACGGUUCAUGAGUUCGAGCCCCACAUCAGGCUCUGCGCAGCCGGUGCAGAGCCUGCUUGGAAUUCCCUCCCCCUCGCCUCUGCCCCUCCCAGGACACACGUGCCCGCUCUCUCUCAAAAUAAAUAGAUUUUUAAAAAAUAUGCAGCAUGUGGCUCCCAGAGCCUCAACCGGCCCCUACUCCCUGGGCCCCUGCAAAGAAGGCCUGCAGACCUCUGGUUCUGGCCACCCGCCAUCCCGGGGCCUCUCCGUUUUUCUCCACCCAGGAUGGCGCUCAUGCCUCCCAACCGCCCAGGGUUUCUGUGGACAGCCCUCCCUGCAGGAGGCUCUCCGUCCUCGGAGAGCCAGCACUCAGGACCUCCCGCCGUCCAGAAGCAUCCGGUGGGUGCUACUGGCCAUGCCCGGCUCCACGGCGUGCCGGUGCCCCUCCCCAGUACAGACUGACGGGCAGGGGCGCCCGGUCACCCUGAGGCUGCUGACCUGCUCCCAACACUCAGGUCCCCGAGCAGGUAGGGGAGGGGAUUCUUCUCCGGGCAGCUCUGAGCCCAGGGCUCAGCAAGGCGGGCGGACGGUGGGUGGGGAGGGCCCUCAGAGAGAGAGGAAGACAGAGCACCUGAGCGGCAAUAAACCCGACCCUGGCGACUGUCUCCCUGCCUCAGUUUCCUCCUCCGCGCCCCGAGGAUGAGCCUGGCUCCACCCUCCGUCCGCCGUGUGACCGUGGGCAAGCACCUUACGCCUCUGUGCCUUGGUGCCCCUGUCUCUAAACAGAGGUAGUAACAGGUGCAGGCAUGGGCCCUGCGAGGGGCGCAGCAGCCGACAGGAGCAGGUGCGGGUGUUCGGCGCCAUUACCUGUGAGAACCCGGAUGCGGUGUGGGCGCUGGCAGGGAGGUGGAGUUGCAGCCCAGCCUUGGGCCCCAUCCUAGGCACACGGGCUGGUGGGGGGACAGACGUCAGUAUACGGGGCACAGGGAAGACCCAGGGGGUGCCAGGUAGCCACAGGCAUUGGAGUGAGAGGGGCAGGCGGGCUGGGACCAGGACCGUAGGGGGAUGUCCCGGCCACCUGGAGCCCCGGCAGCCCCCGCACCAGUGAGGGCGCAGCUCAGGGGGCCUCGCAGAUGUGCCUGCAGGAAGCGGCCGGCAGGAGGCCAGGCGUCUGGUGGGCAUCACUGCUCCCCCGCCGCCAGGCCCCGCCGCUGGUCUCCCCUCUUGCUUGGCCUGUGUGCACGAGGUUCGAGUCUCGCACCGGCCUGGACGUGCCCUUUGGGGCCUCCUUCAGCCACCCCUGGGGCCCGGGGGCCGCUCCACGGCCCUCUUCCACCCAUGAGGGGGUUACCAGGGCCGGAGGGGGACAGCCAGGCCGGGCCGGCUUCAGACUGCACCUGUCCAGGUGGUGACCCUUGGGCCCUGCUCCACAUUCCCAACCCCAGUCCCCGUGGCACUCCCAGCUUUGCCCCCCGAUGGCAAGGCCAGGGUGGGCUGCUCAAAGGAACCAGACUUCUCCCAGCAAACCCCCCCCCCCCCCCCCGGCUCAUCAUCCAAGUCCCUGGGUGGCUGGCCCCGGCUGCCCUCCUCAGACACCUUCCCCGGGCCCCCGGGCCCGGCUUCCCGUUCAGUCAAAUAAACUCGACCCUGAGAAGGAACGAGAAAUCUGCCCGUGAAAGAAGAUGCUUUAUAAUGAGAUUCUCACCAGCCUCGCUCGGCAUACGGCACCUAGCCGAAUGGCACACGUGGCUAAUUAGGUUUAAUUACGUAUCAUUUAAAUUCAAGAAUCCGUUAAAAGAAAGGACUGCAUUAGCAGCCGGCCGGUGUUUGCCAACACACAGAGGAAAUCACGGACUUUUAUGUCUUAAUUGCGUGACGCUGCCGUGGGCUGUGGCUCCCCGGGAGCCGGGGUUCCAGGAGGGGGCCGGUUCUGGGCCGCCCGCCCUCAAGUCCACCGGGCAACUGCACUCUGUCCAACGGCGUAAGAGAGCGCCCUGCUCCGUGCUGGCCAGUGACCUGUGACCUGCAGGGCCUCAGAGGCACCACACUGCAAAGGCUGAACCAGGAAAGCCAGCAAAGAUGUGCCCCUUGGCAGUGGGAAGAGAGCAGAGAGGGCGACGGAGAAAGGGGCCGAGAGACCCCUCUGGCCUGGAGCAGGCCCUGCCAGGACAGAACAGGAUGUGGGGGG
Messenger RNA from Acinonyx jubatus (cheetah), 3810 nucleotides. Its product is annotated as basic proline-rich protein-like. The transcript has 2 exons. The record is from RefSeq and is a predicted model, not a curated record. NCBI's taxonomy places the organism in Eukaryota, Metazoa, Chordata, Mammalia, Carnivora, Felidae. Bases 2688 to 3644 code for a protein of 318 amino acids.